Molecule: messenger RNA, 690 nt
Organism: Stylonychia lemnae
Lineage: Eukaryota; Ciliophora; Spirotrichea; Sporadotrichida; Oxytrichidae
Source: the annotation of a GenBank genome assembly
AUGGCAUAAGGCUUAUGCAGGUAUUAUUUUCUAACAGCAUGUCUAUUUCUGUUUCUGGCUAUAUUUUGCGCCAAUUUCUAAAACUAAUAUAAAGACGCCGUCUGUGUCCCUUCCAAAACUGCUGCUUCUAUAGCUAGCACUGGUACUUAAACAACAGCUGCAAAUACAACUAGUGGAUCAAAUAGCACAAUAAACUAACUAGUUACAUAAGUACUUGAUCUCCAAUUAACAAAGAUCCCUAGCGUACUAAUCGGAUUUUAUGCUACUUUAGUAGCUCUGAAUAGUAUCAUAUUCUUGAUUCUAUUGUAUUUCAGCAAAUUUUUACCAAGAGAUUUUGCGAAAAUGGGGAGGAUACUAAAUUGCAUAGGGGCAUUGCUUAAGAUUUUUCCAAAGCUUAUGAUACUGCUACAUUACAUCAUUUGCAUUCUAAUUUUAGUGAUCAUAGGGUAAGUAGGAAAUGGAAGUUGUAAGAACUCAUAUACAAUUGAUUCUGAUGGACUGCCUAAAGAAACUAAAAUGCAAAGUGAUGGAGUAAUUUUGGUAUUGAUUCUAAGUUCUCUUUGGAUUUUAAUGCAUUUCGGGGGUUCUAUUGUAAGAUCCAUGAUUUACAUUGAUCCAUUUUUGGCUGACCCGUAUGAUCCAACAGCAAAUAGAUUUUAUAGAUUAAUUUGUUAGACUUUUGGCCCUUGA